AGUCUCUACGCAAAGCAGCGACUCGGGCACAACUCUACUCGCGUUUCUGCACACAGGCUGGUCUGCGUGAGCCGGAGACGGAGUCGAGUUAUCCACUUUGAAUAAACACGGAUCGGUCCCUCCCCCCUGGUGUCUGCUUUCAGAUGAACCAGUGAUGAGAGUGGCCGAGGGGAGAGACGGACGCUUUUCUUCUGUGUGGACCAGCAGUGCGCAAAAGUGCGCUCCGUGGUUCAGCACCAUCAUCAUUAACAUCAUCAUCAACCUCCGCUCCUGAGAUCAACCCGAACCCGAGAGGCGCGCGGAGACCCUCACCCAACCCACGCGCGAGAUGUGCUGUGGACUGCCGAUGAUUUCUCCUCCUCCUCCUCCUCCAGGUCAAACUCAAUGGCAGACAAAGACUGCACUUCCCGAUGCUCUAGUUACCCCUGAGCUCAGAAUGACAGAUCUCAUCCACAGCUAAAGCGCACCCUUCUUUCUUCCCUCUGUCUCUUGGUGGACCUCCACUCUUUACUAUGGCUCGUCUCCUGGUUUCUGCCUUUCUUCUGGUUCUCCAGACAUAUGCUGCUCCACCUGAGGUUGUCCAAGCAGGAUUUGACAUAACUCUGGACCCAAUGGACUCUGAUCCUGCCCUCUCUGGCAAUUUCUCUGGAGCUCUGCCUUCCUCUCCGCCCCCUGGGACUAGUAAAAGAGCCCCACACAGUAUCAUCAUCGGGGUACGCAAGGGGGGCACGAGGGCACUGUUGGAGAUGCUGGACAUCCACCCUGAGGUUGCUGCUGCUGCCACCGAGGUGCACUUCUUCGACUGGGAUGAGAACUAUGCUAAGGGCUUUGAGUGGUACCGUGAGCUGAUGCCCUACUCUUACCCACAUCAGAUCACAGUGGAAAAAACUCCAGGUUACUUCACAUCAGCCCUUGCACCUGAACGCAUCUGCGCCAUGAACUCGUCCAUAAAGCUGUUGCUGAUCUUGCGAGACCCUGCAGAGCGGGUCAUAUCCGACUACACCCAGGUGUACUUCAACCGCCUCGAGAACCACAAGCCUGUGCAAGCCAUUGAGAAUCUGCUAGUGCGCAAUGGAGCCCUAAAUACCAGGUACAAGGCCAUUCAGAGGAGCCUGUACGAUAUCCACAUGCGGAACUGGCUGCGUCACUUCCCCCUGGAGCAGAUACACAUUGUAGACGGGGACGCUCUGAUCCGCGACCCCUUGCCAGAGCUUCAGAAGGUGGAGCGCUUCCUCAACCUCCCCCCGAGGAUAGUAUCCUCCAACUUCUACUUCAACCAAACCAAGGGGUUUUACUGUAUCCGCAGUGAUGGUCGAGAGCGUUGUCUGCAUGAGUCCAAGGGGCGCCCUCACCCGGCUGUCAACAGCACCGUCCUCCAGCAGCUCCGCUCCUACCUGCAGGAGCACAACCGAACCUUCUUCAGGCUGGUGAAGCGCACCUUCGACUGGCAAUAAGUCAACCGAACACAAACCAGACUCAAUUGAGCUGCGGCCUUGUCUGUAAUGAGGACAAAAAGGGGCAUAAAGCACUUUACAAAAUGACAUUUGAAAACCCCUUUGUAUAGCCUCUUAAUAACCUCUGUUGUGAACUCUGGUUUCAGCGGAGCAGUUCUAUAAUCACACGAUAAGGCAAAAAAAAGAAGAAGACAAACUGUAACUAGAGGGGCAAGAUUAACAAGAAGAAUCUCCAAGCUUAAUAAGUCAUGCUAUGUUUGCUCGAUCGCUUACAUGAUCGAAUCGCAGCAAAAACAGAUUUGUGGAACUUUUUUUCUUCUCUCUUGUUUGAUAUUCUCGUACUUGAUAAUAAAUUGUUCUGCUUUCAAAUGU
Notolabrus celidotus (New Zealand spotty) is the source of this 1826-nucleotide messenger RNA. It is a transcript of the gene hs3st1l1, whose product is annotated as heparan sulfate (glucosamine) 3-O-sulfotransferase 1-like1. The transcript is spliced from 2 exons. NCBI's taxonomy places the organism in Eukaryota, Metazoa, Chordata, Actinopteri, Labriformes, Labridae. The coding region runs from base 513 to 1454 and encodes 313 amino acids. Gene Ontology annotation, molecular function: [heparan sulfate]-glucosamine 3-sulfotransferase activity. The record is from RefSeq and is a predicted model, not a curated record.